Molecule: messenger RNA, 2761 nt
Organism: Austrofundulus limnaeus
Lineage: Eukaryota; Metazoa; Chordata; Actinopteri; Cyprinodontiformes; Rivulidae
Product: next to BRCA1 gene 1 protein
Biological process (GO): macroautophagy
Cellular component (GO): phagophore assembly site
Molecular function (GO): ubiquitin binding
Source: RefSeq, a predicted model, not a curated record
GUGAAACGCUCCUUCGGCCUCUGCAGCCUGCAGCUGACCUACUUUGAUGAAGACAACGAGGAGAUAUCCAUUAACAGUCAAGGGGAAUAUGAGGAAGCACUUAAGAGUGCAACCAGGCAGGGAAAUCGCCUGAACAUGAACGUCUGUGAGAUCAGAGGACACCCAGCCAGGGUCUCAUCCACCAAGGUCACUGGAGCAGAGCCUAAGAAGGGCUUCAGACCCACACAGCACUGCCCCACUCUGACCCAGGCUGUCAGCCGCAAGGUUCAGGCUGUGGUACCAGAACAGAGUAUGUUUAUCAUGAAGGAGGUAAAAGGGGCCAAGGAAGAAGACAAAGUUCCGCCCGCCUGGUUCACUUCAUAUAUGGAAAAGUUUAAAGACCAGGUGGUCCGUGAGGCAGUGGAGAAGAUCUGCCAGGAGUUCUCAGGGCAGUGCUGCAUCCAUAAGCCUCUGGCUGGAGGAGGGGGUGGGGGAGGCAGUAGAGAAGAAACCAUAGGAAGAGCAGAGUCACGGCAGAAUUCUGAGGUGUCUUCUUCAACGCUGCCUGGAGUUCCAACAUCUUUCACUCCGUCUUGUUCCUCAUGCAAAGGGCAGACCUCUGGAGGUGGCUACCAGUGCAGUGUGUGUACUUCCUGUACUCUGUGUGAGCCGUGCAGCUUUUCUCAUGAUCCAAGUCACAACCUGAUGAGAGCCAGGACCCCUCUGUCAAUCCCAGAGCACGGAUCCCCUGCUCCAGACCAAAACAGACUCUACAGACGAGGGGACCACAGUUUCAGAAAAGCAGAGAAGCAGAGGUUAAAGGCGGAGAAGCGCCUGCUGAAGGCRGAGGUCAAAGAAAUCCGGAAACAGCUGAGAAUGGAACGGCGAGGGAUACAGUGGAGUUCCUCCCAAACAGAUGGAGGCACUUCUCCGGUCCUCCUUCAGCCUCAAGCCACCCAACACAACAGCCCUGAACAUCCAAAGCACCCCUCACCUCUUGCAGUUCCAGCCAUGAAAGCUGCUUUUCUGGAUGAGAACCUGCCUGAUGGGACCCGACUACGACCUGGAACCAAGUUUAUCAAAUAUUGGAAAAUGAAGAACACUGGAACAGUCAACUGGACCACUGACACCAAGCUGAAGUUUAUGUGGGGUAACCUGGCAGUGGGAUCUGGGGAACGUUGGAGGGAGGUGUCUGUUCCCUUCCUGCAGCCAGGACAGGUUGGGAUUGUCAGUGUAGCUCUGUGUUCUCCUGCUGCUGAGGGCUCCUACACCUCCCACUGGCGAUUGUCCCAUGAUGGAGAGCAGUUUGGACCCAGAGUGUGGUGCAGCAUCCUGGUGGACCUGCUGGCUCCUGCACCCAUGUUGGCUGAUGGGAUCUUUGUAUCACCCUGUGUCACACCACAGAACCUGGCUGUAAAGGAAGGGAAGGUCCAUGCAGCUUUACUGUCAGAGGACCAAGAAGAGUUCUACAUCCCAUCUGUAGACCUGCUAACUGCCCAGGAUCUUCUGUCGUUUGAGUUGUUGGACAUCAACAUUGUCCAAGAGUUGGAGUGUGUCCCGAACAAUAGCCCUGCUGAAGUGACUCCCUGCAUAUCUCCUCCGACUCAAGAUGGCCAGCUGCUCAACAAGAGUGACCCGUUCAUGGGCCUGACCCAGAAAGAGUCUGARGUCAGUCACAGCAAACUGGGAAAAGUUGAGCAGUCAUGUAAUCAGAGAAUAUCUGAGCCUGAAGUCAAAAAGACAGAGGAAGAACCAGAGGAGGAGAAGGAGGAAGCAGCAGAGAGAACAAAAGAGAGAACAAGAAGUUGCUCCUCCUCCAGUUCUUCUGAGGAUUACAUCAUCAUACUUCCUGACUGUUUUGACACCAGUCGGCCUCUGGGGGACUCCAUGUACAGCUCUGCCUUAUCCCAGCCCGGAGACAUUCCAGUUAAAGCCUCCUCAGACUCAGAGCAGCCUUCUGACAGCAGGGUCAGUGCCAGCUGUGGAGGAGAACUGGGUCAAAUGGAUGAAGCUACAGCUGGUCCCAUCAUGGAGAGUUCAGAACCAAAGGGUCCCGGUGAUAUGCUCCACGCAUCUCAGGUUCUGGCUGAAAAAAUUCCUACACCUGAAGUGGUGGCUAAAGCCGUCAUUACAGCAAGACUCCUGUGGACUCAUCAGACCAUGACACCUUGAUGACCAUGCUUGUAAAGACAGAAUUUAAGGACUGACAGCUGUUGAAAAAUAAACACAACUUACUUGAUGUUGUCAAUGAGCUUGUUCAGAACAUUAAUGAUGAUUUGUACUCCAUACAGUGAUUAAAAGAAACAACAGUUAUGAGGUCAAUGGGGAGAAGGAUGUUUGGAAGAGAGGAAGUUAUUUAUUCUAAUUUUCUUUGUUUUAUUUGGUUGUUUUUUUUCCUUUAAAGUGGAAUUAUCUUUUACAUUGAAUGAGCUUUUUCCAGAUCCUUUACUUGACUAAACUCCUGCAAUGCACCAUGAACCCUCAGCAUUGUUUGUAAUAAUGUCAUUGUACAUGUGGAUAGUGACAGGUUUCUUUGUAUACUACACCAGGAGAAAUGUAGGAAGAGCCCAUCUGAGUCAGAAAAACAUUGUAUGUAGCAAAGUCAGAGCACAUUGUUGUUUUCAAAAUCAAGAAGUGUAAAACUUGAUAAAGUGGUUGGUGUUAYACAUUUGUGAUGAAUAUAGAAGUGUUAGUCACUGACCUGUGAGUGUAUUAAAGCAGAUUCCACUGACUGCAGAUAAAAAACAGCAACUUAAUAAAGAUUCAGAAGGAUGAAACAGCA